UCCGGUCUGAGUUUUUUCAAAAUUUGAAAAUCUUUCUCAGUUUUUGUCAUAUAAUUGUAGAUUGAUGACAUGGGUAGUCUAGAUGAAAUGAUGAAUUUGCCUCCGGGAAAACUAUCCGAACCAGUAAAAACAAUUGAGGAGAAGUGGAAACUCCUUCCUGCAUUUUUACAGGUCAAGGGACUUGUCAAACAGCACAUUGAUUCAUUCAACUACUUCAUUAAUGUUGGGAUCAAGGAUAUCAUGAAGGCCAAUGACAAGAUCACCAGUGAUGCAGAUCCACAGUUUUACAUGAAAUACUUGAAUAUAUAUGUAGGUAUGCCAGAUGUUGAAGAAGGGUUCAAUAUUACCAAACCUAUUUCUCCACAUGAGUGUCGUUUACGUGAUAUGACCUAUUCAGCCCCACUAACAGUCGAUAUAGAAUACACCAGAGGGCAUCAACGUAUUGUGAGGAAUAAUCUGCCAAUUGGGAGGAUGCCAAUAAUGCUGCGGAGCUCAAACUGUGUCCUGAGUGGCAAAUCUCCCGCAGAACUAGCCAAGUUAAAUGAGUGUCCUGUAGACCCUGGAGGAUAUUUUGUUGUGCGAGGUACAGAGAAGGUAAUCUUGAUCCAGGAGCAACUGUCAAAAAAUCGGAUGAUUGUUGAAGCUGACAGAAAAGGAGUUGUUGGUUGCUCCGUAACAAGCUCCACACAUGAAAAGAAGAGUAAAACAAACCUGGUUCAGAAACAUGGCAAGUUCUAUCUUAAACACAACACAUUUACUGAGGAUGUGCCCAUAGCAAUAGUAUUCAAAGCGAUGGGGAUUGAAUGUGACCAGGAAAUUGUACAGAUGAUAGGCAGUGAGGAGAAUGUCUUAACUGCAGUUGCCCCCAUGCUAGAAGAAUGCCACAAAGCUCAAGUCUUUACACAGACACAGGCACUGAAGUAUAUUGGGCAGAAAGUACGACAGAGGCGCAUGUGGGGGAGCAGUAAUAAGAAAUCCAAAACUGAUGAGGCUAGAGACAUACUUGCAACCACUGUGCUUGCCCAUGUUCCUGUUGAACGCUGGAACUUUAAGCUGAAAGCUGCGUACUUGUCUCUCAUGGUACGUCGUGUAAUCCUAGCACAAGGAGACACAGUGAAAGUAGACGAUAGAGAUUACUAUGGCAACAAGAGAUUGGAAUUGGCAGGUCAACUUCUCUCCUUACUGUUUGAAGAUCUCUUUAAAAAGUUCAACACAGAGUUGAAGCUGAUUGCUGACAAAACUAUCCCAAAGCCUCGAGCAGCUCAGUUUGAUAUUGUGAAACAUAUGCGUCAAGACCAAAUCACCAAUGGAUUGGUGCAUGCAAUAUCUUCAGGCAACUGGUCCAUUAAGAGAUUCAAGAUGGAGCGUGCAGGUGUCACCCAAGUUCUUUCCAGGUUGUCCUUUAUAUCUGCAUUAGGCAUGAUGACAAGAAUCUCCAGUCAGUUUGAGAAAACACGUAAAGUUAGUGGUCCAAGAUCCCUACAGCCGUCCCAAUGGGGAAUGCUGUGUCCCUCAGAUACACCUGAGGGGGAGGCCUGUGGGCUUGUGAAGAACCUCGCUCUCAUGACGCACAUCACCACAGACCUGGAUGAGGGCCCAUUGGUCCAGCUAGCGUUCAAUCUAGGAGUAGAGGAUAUACAUAUGCUUAGUGGAGAGGAGAUGACGUCACCACAUGUUUAUUUGGUCUUUAUAAAUGGAAACAUACUUGGGGUGGUUCGUGACUAUAAGCGUCUGGUGCGGAUGUUUAGACUGCUACGUAGAUCUGGCUAUGUCAAUGAGUUUGUAUCCAUCUGUCCGAAACACAAUCAUAGGUGUGUCUACAUCUCAUCUGACGGAGGCAGGGUCUGUAGGCCCUACAUUAUAGUAGAGAAAGGUUUACCCAAAGUGGCUACGAGACACAUUGAGGAAUUGACACAAGGCUUCAGGAGCUUCGAUGACUUCCUGCAUGAGGGACUGGUUGAAUACUUAGAUGUGAAUGAAGAAAACGAUUGUAUGAUUGCACUAUAUGAGAAAGACAUUACAAGAGAGCACACACAUUUGGAGAUUGAGCCAUUUACUCUGCUUGGAGUAUGUGCAGGACUGAUCCCAUACCCUCAUCACAAUCAAUCUCCCAGGAAGACAUUUGUAUUGAUAACAAGCAUAUUUCACAUGGAUCACACACAUUUGGAGAUUGAGCCAUUUACUCUGCUUGGAGUAUGUGCAGGACUGAUCCCAUACCCACAUCACAAUCAAUCUCCCAGAAACACAUACCAGUGUGCUAUGGGAAAGCAGGCAAUGGGUACCAUUGCUUACAAUCAGAGGAACAGGAUAGACACGCUCAUGUACAACCUUGUAUACCCACAUACACCCAUGGUCAAAACUAAGACAAUAGAGUUAAUAGGCUUUGAGAAGAUGCCAGCUGGUCAGAAUGCUACAGUUGCAGUGAUGAGUUUCAGUGGAUAUGACAUAGAGGAUGCUCUAGUGCUCAAUAAGGCAUCUGUAGAUAGAGGAUUUGGUCGUUGCUUGGUUUACAGAAAGCAGAAUGUGACCUUGAAACGCUAUGCCAACCAGACUUUUGAUAAGGUGAUGGGACCAAUGGUAGAUGCCACUACCAGGAAACCCAUAUGGAGACAUGAGAUUCUGGAUGCUGAUGGGAUAUGUGCCCCAGGUGAGAAAGUUGAAAAUAAGCAGAUUCUAGUGAAUAAGUCUAUGCCUACAAUGACCAACACACAGGUGCAAGCUUCGGGACAACCCGCCGCACCUGAAUAUAGAGAAGUCCCUGUCAGUUAUAAAGGAGCUGUUCCUUCCUACAUUGAGAAGGUGAUGAUAUCAUCCAAUCCUGAGGAAGCAUUCCUAAUCAAGGCACUACUGAGACAGACUCGUACUCCUGAAAUAGGAGACAAAUUCAGCAGUAGGCAUGGACAGAAGGGGGUGUGUGGAUUGAUUGUGCCCCAGGAGGAUAUGCCAUUCACAGACCUGGGAAUCUGCCCAGACAUUAUCAUGAAUCCCCAUGGUUACCCAUCACGUAUGACUGUUGGGAAACUACUGGAGCUCAUGGGAGGGAAGGCUGGUGUCUUGGCAGGGAAGCAACACUAUGGCACAGCUUUUGGAGGUAAUAAAGUGGAGGAGUAUUCAGAGAUUCUCAUCAACAAUGGCUUCAACUACCUUGGCAAGGACUAUGUCACAUCUGGCAUUACAGGGGAGCCACUGAGUGCUUAUAUAUUCUUUGGGCCAAUCUACUACCAGAAACUGAAGCAUAUGGUACUUGACAAGAUGCACGCCAGGGCCAAGGGGCCACGUGCUGUGUUGACACGACAACCAACCGAGGGAAGAUCUAGGGAUGGAGGCCUUAGACUCGGAGAGAUGGAACGGGAUUGUCUUAUUGGAUAUGGUGCAAGUAUGCUGCUGUUGGAACGUCUCAUGAUCUCGAGUGAUGCUUUUGAAGUAGAUGUGUGCAAUAAAUGUGGUCUCCUAGCAUAUUCAGGCUGGUGCCAUUACUGUAAAUCCAGUACAGACGUGUCUUCUCUGAAAAUGCCAUAUGCAUGUAAACUGCUAUUCCAAGAACUCCAAUCUAUGAACAUUGUGCCAAGAUUGACUCUGUCAAACUAUAACAGCGAGGAGACCAAAUCAUAGCAUGAGCUACAUGGACAAUAUAGAGUGUGUUUGAUAAGUUAUAAAUCACGUUCCACUUGCUAAUGUAUGAAUGUGAGACUUAUCAAGGAGUAUCAAGGAAGUUAAACCUGUGCUGUAGAGGAUACAGAUAAACCACGGAACUUAAGAUAAGUUGUAAAACCUUAUGGACUAAUGAUGAGUUAACCUUUGAACUUAGCUGCUAGAGCUACAUAUGAACUAAAGAGGCUAUGGAUUUUAGCCUUGGAACUUAUAAAUAAGUUAUGACUCAGCCCUGGGCUGCAUAUGAGCUAAAAGGCUAUGGAUUAGCCAUGUAGUAAAGUAUGUGCAUUAGCCACGUGUAUCGAGGCAGUUAAUGAAAUAUGCUAGAAUACAUGAUUUUUUUCAUGAUUCAAAUCGGUUAUUAUGUUAUUUUCUUCUACAUGCUGAUAUUGUCUCUGGGCCUGUAGUCUUUAUCUUUAUUUGCAAGACAUAGAACAAUAGAUGAGUUCAAUUUGCAACAGUUUCAUAAUUGUAAUAUAGCAAAAUCUCGUUUCUGAACAAGAUUGCCAAUUUAAGUCAUUGUCAAAAACCAAUAUAAAAAAACCAAAUAUCCCCCAAAUGAAAUAAUCGCCAGUGUUUUGAAAAUGGCAGAUUUGCCAUAAUAUUUUGUCAGGUUAUCAUUCCUG
Owenia fusiformis is the source of this 4277-nucleotide messenger RNA. NCBI's taxonomy places the organism in Eukaryota, Metazoa, Annelida, Polychaeta, Sabellida, Oweniidae. The record is from the annotation of a GenBank genome assembly.